Molecule: messenger RNA, 2730 nt
Organism: Drosophila hydei
Lineage: Eukaryota; Metazoa; Arthropoda; Insecta; Diptera; Drosophilidae
Product: dynein regulatory complex protein 1 homolog
Exons: 1
Coding region: 334-2613 (759 amino acids)
Biological process (GO): axonemal dynein complex assembly; regulation of cilium movement; cilium-dependent cell motility
Cellular component (GO): axoneme; axonemal dynein complex
Source: RefSeq, a predicted model, not a curated record
AUUACAAUCACUGGUAGCGACUGGCAUCGAACGUACGCAAGGCGAACGCAAGAAACAUUUAAAUAAAUUUUGUAAUUUACACUAAAGUGUUUUAAAUACACACAUUCGGAUAUGUAUAUAAAACUGCAUAAGCCUCGAAAACAACUCGUUGGGAAUAACAAUGGCGUUACAUGGCAACAAUAUCGAUCAAGCCCGAAUCGUAGCAGCCCAAGCUGUCCCCAGCAACAAUUCAGGUUUCAGAACUCUCGCUUGAAAUACAAUUAAAAUUUGUUUUUCGAACAGCAGCAGCAGCAGCAGCAGCAACAUCUACAAAUAAAUAUAUAUACCUAGAAUAUGGAUAACGAUAACAAAGAUGACGAGGAUGUUGAACCGGAAAAUGCGAACACGGAAUUGGAUGGCGAUGCGGAGAGCGAGGAUGAGCCGGAAGCGGAGCCGGAAGAUGAACCCGUUGAGGUGGACAGCUGGCAAUCCUUUCAGGCGCAUAUCGAUUCACUUGUGGUCAAUGAAAAAUGCGACAAGCCGAUCCGCUUACUGGAUGAACGUAGGCAAACUAUUGUGCAGCGCGUCCGGCAGAUCCAGCGGGAUACGCCGAAAGGAUUUUCGGAACGAGCAAUGAGCCAAAUGAGCAAAAUCGAUCAACAGCUGGAGCUAUCGAGCACACGGCUGGGCCAACUAGUGCGCUUUGGCAACGAGCUAGUAACCAAUAUACGCGUAGCAAACGAGCGACGUGAGUUAAAUCGUCGCGUUUUCGAGACGACACAACAGAGGGAUAUGAAGAGGAUGUUGGAUGGUGAGAAUAUUGAGGCAAUGGCCAAGUUUGACAAUAUCAAAGCACGCUGGACCGAACUGAAUGAGAUUAACGAGCCGAUGCUGCUUUGGGAUCAGAUUGAGGAACAAAAGAAGCGUAUUGCUGCGAUCAUGGAUCGUAAGGAUCAGAUGAUAGCAUCCUGCCAGCAGGAAAUCGAUCGCAUGAACGCGAAGUACGAAUUCGAUAGACAACGCCAAGCUGCAGAUCUCUGCUGCCUGGUCGAACGCAUCGACAAUCAAGUGGAGACACUCAAGGAGUCCUACAAAUAUCAUCUGGAAAUGCUUCGCCAUACUGUUGAGGAUGAGCGUCACACCUUCUCGUUGACAGCUGAUGAGAAGUGGCGCACUUUCUUCAAUGCUCUGAAUACUAACUUCGAGGAGAAAUCGAAGCUGGUGCGCGUGCGCGAACAAUUCUAUUCGUUGCAGCUGCAAUUGCUGCAGGACUCGCAGGAUGAACUAACAAAACAGACGCGCGUGCGUCUGGAGAAGGAAUGCGAACGCCUCGAACUCGAACUGCGACGCACACGUGACAACGUGCUAAUGAACUCUGAAAAACUGGACUACAACUAUCAAGUGCUGCAGCGGCGCAACGACGAGAACACAAUCAUAACUAAUCAACAGAAGCGCCGAGUAGCGCGUCUCUACGAGACGGUUGCACGCACUAGGCGCAACUAUAAGCAGGUCUUCCACAGCGGUCGUCGUACCAUCAUGAAGCUAACCACCGAGAUCCAACAGCUUCACGGAAGCAUCAGCGAAAUGGAGGCCAAGGCCAUGCAUACGCGCAACAUUAAUCGGGAGAAGUUUAAUCGUGUAUGGAACAUCAACUACGAGGAAAUCACCGGACUGCUGGCACGCAUCUUUGAGAUCGAUCGCAUACUGCACGAGCAGCAGCUGGUGAUGCCAUGGAAGAGACCCAACAUACACAUUGAGAACAUUAAUAAGCCAGUGGAGAAGCGUGUUAACAAUGCCAUGGAUCGGAUUGAGCGUCGCUUUGGCAAGCUGCCCAAACAAUACGGAGGUUCUGGUUAUACCGCCUCCGAAGACGAGGAGAAGCAUCGCGGACCAAUGCAGGAACUGCCGCCCGAAACGGCACGUCUCAUGCGUAACAUACUGCGCAAGCUGGCCGAUCGCGGUGGCUUUCUCAUCGAAGAACGUUUGCUAAAGAUACUUAAGCCCUAUUCGGAAAAGGAACAGACAAUGGUCCGCAUAGAUAAUAUAUUUGCGGCAUUGCGUAUUCGCAAUUUAGAUCAUGUGCUAGAGCUGACCAAGGUUUUUGAACCGUAUACAUACUGUCCCACCUGUCAGCCAGCGGGUCUUAGUCCAAUGAAAUGUGCAGAGGUGUUUUUGAAAGACCAGAGAGAGUCGCGUUCACUCAAGCUGGGUGAUGUCAACAAUCCAGAUCAGGCAUUGCUAAAGGGCAAAAACGAUGGCAAAACUUUUCUGGUCAAGGGCCAUGUUAAUAAGGAGACUUGCUCGAAUCAUUAUCUUGUUAUGGAACCAGCGCUUGUGCUGCACGCCAUGAAUGUAUUUACGAAGCAGAAGCAUAAACAAAUCUACGGAAGCUCCUCGGAAAGCAGCCUGGAAACAGAGCUGAUUCAGUUCAAUGAUAAGGAAAUUCAAGCUUUUUGGCGACAAUUCACCAACAUCUUUCCUGACUCAAAGACCCAUCUGUGGAAGACGCUAGAGCACGGACUCAAUCACUAUGUGGAGGUACUUAAGAUGCGUGUCCAGUACGAUGCCGAGGUGGUCUUCCUGCGUCGCCAGAACCGGGAGUUGCGCCAUCUGCUGCAAAAGUUUACAGUGUAGCCGCAAUUCCUAUUGAUAUCGCAUCUACCCAUUAAUAUGAUCAUUUAACCGUUUACUCUUUUUGCCAGAACGGCCAUAAAAUUCAGUUGUAUGAAAAAUCAAAACCAGUCUUUUCAA